UCGUAGCUUAAGUUUUCCGGCCAAAACUCGGUUCGAUGGGCAGCAAGGGCAAGGCGGGUUUAGACUUUUCCGGCAAGGUGGUGCUGAUCACGGGCGCAGCCUCCGGGAUCGGGGCCGCCACGGCGGAAAUGUUCUCCAAGCUGGGCGCUUGCCUGACACUGGUGGAUCGGGAGGAGGAGGGUCUACUUUGCCUGAUGAAGAAGUGUAUAAAGACGGGACGUGAGCCGUACGGCAUAGCAGGAGAUCUGCUCAAGCCAGUGGAGAUCGAGUGCAUUGCGAGGAAGACCACGGAGCGCUUCGGCGGUAAACUGGACGUACUGGUAAAUGGAGCGGGAGUCAUGCCCACGGGUACGCUGCAGAGCACGGAACUGGCCUGCUUUACUCACGUCAUGGAGGCCAAUGUACGGUCGGCGUUCUACCUGACCAAGUUGUUGCUCCCUCAUCUGCUCCAGUGCAAGGGCAACAUCAUCAACGUGUCCAGUGUCGGUGGGCUGCGCGCCUUUCCCAACCAAGUGGCCUACAACAUGUCCAAGGCGGCGGUGGACCAGUUCACCAGAUCACUAGCUCUAGAUCUGGCGCCCCAGGGUGUCCGGGUAAAUGCAGUUAAUCCGGGGGUAAUACGCACUAAUCUGCAUAAGGCCGGGGGCAUGGACGAACAGAGCUAUGCUGACUUUCUGGAGAGCUCAAAACAAACUCAUGCCCUGGGUAGGAUUGGGGAGCCGACCGAGGUGGCUUCCGUCAUUUGUUUCCUGGCCAGCGAACUGGCCAGCUUCGUGACCGGCGUCACUCUUCCCGUGGACGGCGGCAAACAGCUUAUGUGUCCUCGCUAAUCCCUGCAAAGGAGUCCUGUCCAGGCGAAAGCCCUUCCUCUCAUUUGUUGCCCGCCGAUUAAAACCAUCACUAUUAAAAUUCCAAAAUCUUUAGUUAACAAUUUAAAA
Messenger RNA from Drosophila rhopaloa, 938 nucleotides. RefSeq names its product 3-oxoacyl-[acyl-carrier-protein] reductase FabG. Gene Ontology annotation, molecular function: oxidoreductase activity. The transcript has a single exon. NCBI's taxonomy places the organism in Eukaryota, Metazoa, Arthropoda, Insecta, Diptera, Drosophilidae. The record is from RefSeq and is a predicted model, not a curated record. The coding region runs from base 36 to 830 and encodes 264 amino acids.